UGUCCUUGCUUUCUUGCCUGGUGACAGCUGGAUCCCUCCACCAUUGACCUGCCUCUUCUACAAUCACCCACCUCCCGUAUCAUCCUGCCUCAUGUGUCUCCUUGUGCAGGCUCUGUAACUCAGUGCCCACUCCCAUCAAGAUUUCCCCCCAUCCCUUCUGCUUCUAGAUCCGUCUGAACCCUUUUCUCACUCAUCACAGGUCAUCUCGUCUUGGAUCUGGCCCAGGCCCGAUCCACGUUGGUGCUGCCCACAGGCUUCAUUGCUGCGGCCGGCACCAUGACAGUGACCCUGUGUAGCAGCCGGGAGCUGCCCUCCAGGCCUGAUGGGGUGCUGCAUGUGGCCCUGCCCACUGUGCUCACCCCACUGGCCCAGGCAGGCCCAUCAGGGCCCUCCAGACCUCCAGGGCUCUGUGACGACAGCUCCACCAGCUGUUUUGGAGUGGACAGCCCUCAGGAGGAAGGGCCAGCCUGGGAGCAGCCAGCUGUCCCUCCAGAUGUGUUCUCGGGCCCUGCCUACUGUCCUGCCCCAUAUACCUUCUCCUUUGAGAUGUUGGUGACUGGACCAUGCCUGCUGGCCGGCCUGGAGAGCCCCUCUCAUUCCCUGCGGGCAGAUGCACCCCCUCAUGCCAGUUCUGCAACCACUAUCUGUGUCACACUAGCAGAGGGCCACCCGUGUGAUCGGGCAUUGGAGAUCCUACUGCACCUCAGUGAGCCCCAUCAGCCACACUUGAUGUUGGAGUGUGGCAGCUUGAGCUCAGCAGAGUAUGAGACCCAGGUGAGGGCCCGCCGGGAUUUCCAGAGGCUACAGCGAAGGGACAGUGAUGGGGACCAACAGGUGUGGUUCCUGCAGAGACGCUUCCAUAAGGACAUCUUGCUGAACCCUGUGCUGGCGCUAAGCUUCUGCCCAGACCUGAGCCCUAGGCCUGGACACCUGGGCACAGCUACUCGGGAGAUCCUCUUCCUGCUGGAUGGCAGCAGCGCAGUGCACAAGGCCUGUGGGGAUGCCAUUAUUUUGGCUAUGAAGUCCCUCCCAGCUCAGACGCUUGUCAACCUGGCCACAUUUGGGAUGUCAGUGCAGCCACUCUUCCCAGAGAGCCGGCCUUGCAAUGAUGACACUGUGCAGCUGAUCUGCGAGAGCAUUGAGACCCUGCAGACCACGAGUGGUCUUCCUGAUGUGCUGGCGGGGCUGGGCUGGGCCUUGGGGCAGCCCCAGCACAAGGCCCACCCCCGGCAGCUGUUCUUGCUCACUGCUGCCUCACCUGUGGCCGCCACCACCCACCAAGCCCUGGAGUUCAUGAGGUGGCACAGAGGAGCAGCUAGAUGCUUCUCCUUUGGGGUGUGGCCUGCCUGCCACCAGCUGCUACAAGGGUUAUCUGUCCUCAGCAGGGGGCAGGCCUACUUCCUGAGGCCUGGAGAGAGACUGCAGCCUAUGCUGGUGCAGGCUCUGCGGAAGGCACUGGAACCUGCUUUGAGUGACAUCUCUGUGGACUGGUUUGUGCCUGAUGCCAUGGAGGCACUGCUGACCCCCCGGGAGAUCCCAGCACUGUACCCUGGGGACCAGCUGCUCAGUUACUGUUCACUCUUCAGGGUGGAUGGCUUCCGGCCCUGCCCUCCACGGGGACAAGAGCCUGGCUGGCAGAGCUUGGGUGGCUCAGUUUUUCCAUCCCCAGAGGAGAUACCAUCUGCCACCAGUCCUGGCACUGAGCCCACAGGUACCUCGCAGCCACUGGGAACAGCCACUAUGUCAGCAGAACUACUCAGCUCCUGGGCUGCUGGAGACUCAGAGCAGAGUACUGAUGCUCUCAUAGACCCUGUGACCGACCCCGGACCCAAUCCCUCGUCUGACAAAGCCAUAUGGCGUCGCAUCUUUCAAUCUUCAUAUAUCCGGGAGCAGUAUGUGCUCACCCACUGCUCUGCCAGCCCUGAGCCAGGCCCAAGCUCCACCAGCAGCAGUGAGUCUCCAGGCUCCCAGGGCACUGGCAGUCUUCCUCUGGACCCCCCUUCUCAGCAGGGGCGCCGCAGCCUAGCUUGGGAAGAACCUGCAGGCUCCUGCUCCUGCCCCCUGCCUGCACCUCCGCGAGCUCCGUUCAAGGUGGCAGCCCUGAGCGCUGAGGUACUAGGCCGGCAGCAAAGAGCAGCUCUGGCUGGCCGAAGUCUCUCAUCCCCCCCAGGCCAGGCAAACCCAGUCCCUAGCCGACCUCGGCACCCCUCUCUCGAUGCAGUACCGGACGGAUCAGGCCAACAGCUGGGUCAAGGCCUGGAUGAUUCAGGAAACUUGCUCUCCCCAGCCCCCAUGGACUGGGAUAUGUUGAUGGAACCACCCUUCUUGUUCUCGGCUGUGCCACCCAAUGUGGAAUCAGCCCCUCCAGCUGAGCCACUGCCUCCCCAGGCCCCCUGUUGCCAUGUGGUGAUCCGGGCCCUGUGUGGGAAGCAGCCCAUGUGCUGGGAGGUGAGUGUUGGGCUGGAGGCACUCUGUGGGCCUAGGGAUGGCUCACAACCCCUAUCACCCCCUGUGAGAGAAGCUGCGUGGGACCAAGCACUCCACCGGCUGACAGCAGCCUCUGUGGUCCGGGACAACGAACAGCUGGCCCUCCGAGGAGGGGCCGACUCCACGGCUGACCAGAGCCAUGCCCGGAGGUCCAGGCUCCGAGCCCUUCAGACAAGCAAGGCCAGUUCUGUCCCAUCCUGCUUCACCUGCCCAGUUGCUGUGGAUGCUACUACUAAGGAGGUCCUGCCUGGAGUCCUGCAGGUGUGGAGUUCAGAGCUGGCUGAGCCUCCAGGCACUUCUGUCUCUCAGGGCCAUCUAGCUGCAGCUCCCCCACCCACAGUGGUCCACUCUAAAGGAACCCGGGACCUGGACCAAAAUGACAACUCCAGGUCAGCUUCAGGGGAGCUCCCAACUCCUACCAGAGGUCUGCACAGCCUGCCCCUCCAGCCUUCCUCCAGGCUUAAGGGCCAAGCCAGUGAGGACAGUGAAGGCAACAAUCACGACUAUCUGACCUUGGUGCGACUGCAAGAGGCAUCAGGCUCCUUCCGGCUGGAUGAGUCCUUCUGUUCUGCUGUGCGCAUCCCGCGGGAGCGCCUGUGCCGAGCCUCACCCUUUGCUGCCCACCGUGCUAGCCUCAGCCCCACCUCAGCCUCGUCUCCCUGGGCACUUCUGGGCCCUAGUGUUGGCCGAGGUGACAGUGCCACGGCCUCCUGCAGCCCAUCCCCCAAUUCAGGCUCUGGGGGUCCAGGCCAGGCGGAUAGUGGGCGGGGUUCAGAUACGGAGGCCUCUGAGGGGGUGGAAGGGCCGGGCAGCUCUGAUCUGCGGGGCCGUACUUGGGCCACGGCCGUGGCGCUGGCGUGGCUGGAGCACCGCUGCGCAGCAGCCAUCGGUGAGUGGGAGCUGACGGCGGCCAAGGCUGACUGCUGGCUGCGGGCCCAGCACUUGCCCGAUGGACUCGACCUGGAUGCCCUCAAAGCUGCCGCCCGGGGGCUCUUCCUGCUACUGCGCCACUGGGACCAGAACCUACAGCUACACUUACUGUGUUACAGCCCAGCCAAUGUGUGAGGGCCGCUUGCAGUUCCUGCUGUGGACCCCAACAAACUCAAGUCACUGCCACCCAGGGCCGGACUCGGUGCUGGGAAGGAACAGGCUGGUGUCAGCCAUCCUCCAUCGCUUUUCAUUCCCUCCCUACAGCCCCCUUACCCCCACAAAAAGUGCCUGCGUGCUCUCUUCCCUCUCCUUCCACCCUGUACUCCUUCCCGUGUGCUCUGAGCUCUCGGCAGCAUACGGGAACCGGAAGAGAGCCACACCCUCCAAAUCCUAUGCAAUAAAGUGCCUCUUAGGACUGCCUGA
Molecule: messenger RNA, 3840 nt
Organism: Jaculus jaculus (lesser Egyptian jerboa)
Lineage: Eukaryota; Metazoa; Chordata; Mammalia; Rodentia; Dipodidae
Gene: Vwa5b2
Product: von Willebrand factor A domain containing 5B2
Exons: 17
Coding region: 277-3552 (1091 amino acids)
Source: RefSeq, a predicted model, not a curated record